UAGCGAAGGGAAAGGUAUUCUGUUUUAGAAACCAAGAUCAGGGUGUGUCUAGGAAAUUACUAUGGGCAACUUAUGUAGCGAAGCUAACCUGCCUGUAUUGAAGGUCAACUAAGUUAAAAAAAAAAAUUCCACGGUGAUCCAAAUGUGUUUUCAUGUAUCCAGAGAGAUACCUUACAUUUCUGAGCGUGAUUUUGUGAAUGUGCACUAAUUGCUGGAAAGCAGUAUUUCAUCUGUUUUUCAGGACCCAAAGCUCCACCCUUCAAAAAAUAAACUUACGAGCGCGAGAUAGGUCACGCGACCUCGUGACGUAUGUUUCAGAAUAACACGGUGGCAUAGUCGUUGCACCUGGACUGAAGUGCUGAAAGUAAUUUGAGUUGAUUUAGUUACUUACAAAGACUGAGUCCAGAGUUUUCGCCUACAGUCUCCAGCCAUGCCUACUCGGUGUAUAAUCGCAGGUUGUAGCAAUACAUAUAAAGACGGAGUAAGCUUUCAUCGCUUCCCCAAAGAUGAGACCAUCAAAAAGGUAUGGGUCAAGAAGGUGAGGCUGACGCGAGCGAAAUGGAAGGGACCAUCGGCCUCCAGCUCAGUGUGCAGUGAACACUUUGCUGACUCAGACUUUCAGGACUCGGGGAGCUAUUACACGCAAUUCGACAUGAGGAAAAAAACUCCUGAAGUCCACAGCCAUACCCAACGUAACGCUGGGAGUAAAGCGCUCACCAAAACCUCAGCCAACAAGAUCUGCUUGGAUGAAGAGAGAGAGGAAGAGGGUGUUGGAAGAAGCACUUUCAGGUGUGCAAACCGACCAGGCUCCUCCACAUCAAUCCGAGUCAGAACAUGAACCGGGAUGCAGCAGUUGGAUUGAGCAACCUGACACUAGCGGGCAAUCUAGCCAGUCUGCCGGUACCCAGACAUGGGUCCCUACCAGUUCUACGGGAACCCAAACAUGCAGGUCUGCCACAUCAUAUGCAAAGCGUAUCCAGGUGUCAGUACAGACACGUGAUGCUUGGAAACAAUACAUUGCACUGGAUGUGACUGGAAGGAGUAGAGGGAGCCUUUGCAACCUGUCAGAGGAGGAGGAAGACCAGAUGGACAUUGAAGAGGCGAGGGAGGAGGAGAAAGGCGCAAUAUCUUCCGACUUCACACCUGGCGGUGAUUCCGACCCUGAGUCUUCUGAUAGCCAAAGCACGCCUGAGAGACCCACACAAAGGCUUCAGAAAUUACAAGGUGGAAGAGUUCCUUCAGUCGAAGUGAGGCACAACAGGCUUAUUCCUCCCCAUGAGGACACUAAGUACAUUGUGUUUGAGACAAAGCUCCUGGACCUCUUCAAGCUCUGCCGGGAUUGCAAGUCAGGCAAUGUCUGCAUCAGCAAAAGACUCAUGGGCACACUACUGAUUAUAACUGUGGAGUGUUACUCAUGCACCAGCACAAACAAGUGGGAAAGCCAGCCUUUCUAUCAAAGUCGUCCAGCAGGAAAUUUGCUGCUAUCUGCUGCAACUCUAUUUGCUGGAGGAAGCUGGACGAUGAUGCGGCGCAUCCUUUCCCAUCUAAGACUCGUUUGUAUUGCUGACCAGACCUUCUAUACCAUCCAAAGAGACAUCCUGCAACCAGCCAUUGAGUGCCGAUGGUCAGAGGAACAACAGCGCGUCGUUGGACAGCUGCAGUCAACCGGUACCCCUCUUGUUAUCGCCAGCGAUGGACGGGCUGACAGCCCAGGCCACUCUGCCAAAUUUGGGGUGUACACUGGACUGGAGGCCACCCUCAACAAGAUUGUCGAUCUGGAGCUGGUGCAGAGCAAUGAGGUUACGUCCUCAUACCAUAUGGAGCUCGAAGGAUUCAAAAGACUCCAGGGUUUCCUGUCUCACCAUGGACUGCAGAUUGGUAAACUGAUCACCGAUCGCCAUCGUCAACUGGCCAAGCAUGUCAGGGAAAACCUACCACACGUCUUGCAUACGUAUGAUGUCUGGCAUAUAGCAAAAGCUGUCCAAAAGAAAGUCCAUGAUCUCGCUAAACAGAAGAACUGUGACGAUCUUCUUGGUUGGGAGAAGAGCAUCAACAACCAUGUGUAUUGGGUUGCAUCUUCAACUCGGGACCAAGAAGAAGAGCUUCGUGGUGCAAAAUGGAAUUCCUUGGGAAACCACAUACAGGGGAUCCACUGUGGACAUUCAGCCAUCUUCCCAACCUGUCUUCAUGGAGACCUACAGGAAGAAAGAGCCAAGAAUUGGCUCAAGCCAGGCACAAAAGUGGCUGAAAAGUUUGAUGACAUCAAUAAUACAACCUUGGUGAAGGACAUCAAGAAAAUGUCAUCAGGUCACCAGACAUCAUCUCUUGAAUCCUUCCAUAGUGUCAUCAAUCAAUUUGCGCCGAAAAUGAAGUCGUACAGAUAUCAUGGCAUCCUCAGCAGGAUUCAUUUGGCAGCACUACACUACAAUGCAAACAGUGACAGAGAGCAGGCAAGGACAAGUAAAGGGGACCUAUGCUAUAGUAUUCGAAAACCAAAGUACAAGCCAGGAAGUGCUUCAGCUAAGCCAGUCAAAGAACCAUGCAACUACUCCUAUGUUGAGGAACUCAUGGCUGAUGUAUCGGAGCAAGACUUUGACACUUCACCACCAGAGAGGCAGCCAUCACCACCACCUUUGAGCAGUGGCCAUGUGUACACCCCCCCCCCCCCCCCCCCAAAAGAGGAGAUAAUCCGAUGCUGUCACAGCCGAUUUUCCAAAAAAUGAUUGAUGUGUACAUACAGCACAAUACAGAGAAACUUUUGAUGGGCAAAUGUGUCAUGUAUGAUCUUGUGCCUUUUUGGGUCUUUGAAAACUUUUUCAGUUCUGUUUCAACACCAUACAUUAUUAUUAUUAUUAUUAAUUAUUUUUUUUUAUCAUUGCUGAGGUUAUUUCAGGCAAGUGUUAGUGUUGAUUAUGGACAUAUAAUGUAUCCACACUGGAUUGGGAAGGAUUGCUGUGUGAAUCCUUUUCCCAGGUCUUUGGACCUCUGGUUUGUCUUUGUUAUAGGGUUAACAAAUGCAUUAGAACAAAUAAAUCUGAUUCAAGUAUA
Molecule: messenger RNA, 3048 nt
Organism: Neoarius graeffei (lesser salmon catfish)
Lineage: Eukaryota; Metazoa; Chordata; Actinopteri; Siluriformes; Ariidae
Exons: 10
Coding region: 747-2723 (658 amino acids)
Source: RefSeq, a predicted model, not a curated record